Messenger RNA from Drosophila subpulchrella, 1562 nucleotides. RefSeq names its product syntaxin-17 (gene Syx17). The coding region runs from base 348 to 1256 and encodes 302 amino acids. Gene Ontology annotation, biological process: vesicle fusion; intracellular protein transport; exocytosis. Gene Ontology annotation, cellular component: plasma membrane; SNARE complex; autophagosome membrane. Gene Ontology annotation, molecular function: SNAP receptor activity; SNARE binding. The transcript is spliced from 3 exons. Lineage: Eukaryota; Metazoa; Arthropoda; Insecta; Diptera; Drosophilidae. The record is from RefSeq and is a predicted model, not a curated record.
GCUUCCAUCGCCAACAGUCAAUAACAAACAAAUAAUUGGACUGCACAAUAGAAUAUAAUCAGUGCAAAAAUAGGGGACGGGGCCAGAAUGAUUGGAAACCAGUCACCGUAGUGUCAACAACCACAAGCCAACAUUACACACCAUCUGGUUAAUUCCAAGUACAGGCAGUGACGUCACUGACAAAGAAAUACCAAAACUGCGCAGAAAACAAGGGAAAUCUGUUUAGGCAAGGUCCAUUGGAAAAGGGGGCGGGGAGCUAUAGAAACUGAUCCCCCAGAUUUCACUUUAACCACAAUUAAAACUGAUUAAAAAUCGAAGCGGAGCGAGUGCAAAGUAUUCAGUUCACAAUGACUCGCGAUGAGAAGCUGCCGCUCAAGCAAGCGGAGGUAUCCAUACAAAGGUUUCAAGAUAUGGCGGUUCCCCACCAUCUGAGCCUUUUGAAGAACCAUCGCAGCAAUAUCGAGAAAAGUCUGGCCCUUGGGGACUGGCAAAAAAUCAAAAAAGAGGAACUCAAUGCCUUGAGGGUCAUCAAGCAGAUAAAGAACCUCCUCCUGGAGAUGGAUUCACUACGCGAAAAAGUGCGGGAGGAGGAUCUGGAACGCUUUGAUGACCUUAUGCGACCUGGCAGGGAAAAUGCCUUCGCUGGCAUGAAGGAAUUCGCAGAACUGCAACUCAAGUCGCCCACCUUCACUUUGGGUUCCCAGUACGACGAGGACCUGGACAAUCAACAACCCCAGGAAGUGGACAUGAACAAUCUACCUGCCCACCGGCACAUGCCGCAACUGCAGCUCAAUUUCCAGCUGGAGGAGCACCAACUGGCCCAACGACAAGCCUGUCUGGAUCAGAUGGAGAACCUGCAAAGAGAGAUCUACGAUCUGCACGGAAUGUUCCAUGGCAUGCGGCAACUGACUGCAGAGCAGUCGGUGGCAGUGGAGAAGAUCGCGGACAAUGCGGAGGAAGCACUGGAGAAUGUGCAGCAAGGCGAGUUGAAUCUGCGCCGGGCACUCACCUACAAGAAGGCCAUGUAUCCCGUAGUGGGAGCUCUUCUAGGCACCUGCGUGGGAGGACCCAUUGGACUGGUGGCAGGCAUCAAAGCUGGCGGAUUGGCGGCCGUGGGAUGUGGCAUCCUGGGCUUUACGGGUGGCUCCGUUCUGAAGGCCAAUCCCAAUGUAAUGCAUGGCAAUAUCGAGGAGGAACAGGCGGAGGUGGAUAGCGAAUCGACCGAGAGACUGGAGCUCAAAGAGAAGCCGGAAUGACCCGCUGGAGGAAGUGCUAGGACCACAUCAACGGCCCUGGCCAACACGCACAUUUGGUCGGCGAAUACGCGGCAUUUGGAGGCGGCCACCAGUGGAGUGAUCAGCAGUGUGCGCAGCUAUUGUUCCGUGCAAUAGACUUUACACCGAUUUUAGUUCAAUAUCCCCCAUUUUGUGAUUAUACAUGUGCAGUAACAGCAUCAUUUUCUAGUUUAAGCGUUGGAUAUUUGUUGUUCACAUGACACCGCAACUGUGCGUAGAUCUUAAGGCUUUAAUAUGCAAUAAUAACUCGUAGCUUUAUCAACUGAA